AGGUUACCAAUGGAGUGGAUUGGUACGGAGCACUCUACAUAUUUCUGCACCCACCAUUUGUCCACUUGUCACUGUCACACCUGCUCCUGCUCUGAGAUGCCACCUGCCAUGUGACAUAGCCGGAAGUCCUUACUGGAGGCGGGACAGGUGCCAUGUCCUGAUCUUGGAGUCUACGUCUCUAAAACUGUGGGCUAAACCAGUCUCGGGUAUUUUGUUAAGCAGCACAAAAAAGGACUAAGUCAGAUAUCCACAUGGAAAUGCCACAUAAGCUUGUGUGGCUUAUAAGGGGGAUCUGGAUAAUUAUGUGGGAGUCAUUGGUUAUGAUACAUGAAGCUGUUGGUACAAAGGUCCAGGGAGAGAAUAUUAACAGAGGAAAGAAUAGGACUUUGGCCUCAGCACCAAGGAAUCCAACAUUUAGAGGCAGUAGAGAGGAUCUGGUAAAAAGCAAGGCAGGAGGAAAACCAGGAAAGUGUGUGUUCUGUGAGUAACUUACUAAAAGAAAACACUCCUUUUAGAGCACAUCCUGGUGGUACCAUCAGAAAUGUCUUUCCUAAGUGGAAAAGUGCAAACUGUUCUGGGCCUUGUGGAUCCAAGCAAACUGGGCCGGACCCUGACCCAUGAGCAUUUGACAAUGACCUUUGAUUGCAAUUACUACCCACCUCCUCCAUGCCAUGAAGUCACCUCUAAGGAGCCUAUCCUGAUGAAGAACUUAUUUUGGAUUCAGCAAAACCCUUACUCCCAUAAAGAGAACCUUCAGUUGCAUCAGGAGACAGCAGCCAUAAAGGAAGAGUUGUUGUAUUUCAAAGCUAAGGGUGGGGGCGCUGUGGUGGAGAACACAACCACUGGCAUCUGCAGGGAUGUGCAGACCUUGAAGUGGCUGGCAGAGCAGACUGGAGUCCAUGUCAUAGCAGGGGCUGGAUUUUAUGUGGGUGCAACUCAUUCUUCAGAGACCAGAGCCAUGUCAGUAGAGCAGCUUACUGAGGUCCUUACUAAAGAAAUUCUCCAUGGAGCCGAUGGGACCACUAUCAAGUGCGGUGUUAUUGGAGAAAUCGGUUGCUCCUGGCCUUUGACCGAGAGUGAAAGAAAGGUUCUCCAGGCAACAGCGCAUGCCCAGGAGCAGCUUGGCUGCCCUGUUAUUGUCCAUCCUGGACAGAGUCCGAGUGCACCAUUUCAGAUUAUCCGAGCACUGCAAGAAGCAGGUGCAGACAUCUCGAAAACAGUUAUGUCCCACCUUGACAGGUCUAUACUUGAUAAGAAGGAACUACUGGAGUUUGCUCAGCUUGGCUGUUACUUGGAAUAUGACCUCUUUGGUAAUAAAUUUCUUAAUUACCAGUUCAACCCGAAUAUUGAUAUGCCUGAUGAUAACAAAAGAAUUAGAAGGGUGCGUCUCCUGGUGGAGGAAGGCUACGGAGAUCGAAUUUUGAUGGCCCAUGACAUACACACGAAGCAUCGUCUGAUGAAAUAUGGAGGUCAUGGCUAUUCUCAUAUACUCACCAACAUUGUGCCUAAAAUGUUACUUAGAGGUAUAACUGAGGCUGCGCUUGAUAAAAUACUGAUAGAAAAUCCUAAGCGAUGGCUCACUUUCAAAUAGGAUGGUUGCUUAUGAAUCAACACUGAGUAUAAAACUUGCAGAAAACCUUCAGUGAUUUCAAGCCCAUGGUACGAUAUUAAUCAGAUCUACAUAGGAUGCACUGACUGAUUAUUUCCUUCUCAUGAGAAGAGUUUGCCUUCUCUGUAAAAGGCUAUUUGCAUCUGUGGGGAGUUGCUGAGCCUAACUGAGCCCUUUUGUUUUGCCCUAACAAAAUAAAUACAGAAAAAUCCAUAUUUCCAAACAAUGAUUUGAAGUCUGUAUCCCCUAAGAGGAGUUUUGGGGUUUUUUUCCUAAUCUAUCAGCUGCACUACUUGAGACAAUUUAAAGUGUUUCUGGUUAAAUUGCCCCCUUCUGGAGCAAUCUAAUGUUUCUUGUAAUAUUGAUGAUCCUACUAAUUAUCCUGCUGUUCUUUAAUUAAUGCUUAAUGAAUAAUAUGGUACUUUCAAAUAGCUUUUGCUGCAAGGAAGUUAAAAUUGGAGAGUUUCUUUUCCAAAGGAUACUGUAAUAUAAUUACCAACACACAACAAUAAUAAUAUUUUGGAAAGUUAAUUGUAUGCUAUCUACCUAUCUAUAAUAAAUCAGUUUUGAUGCCUUUGGC
This is a messenger RNA of Heterocephalus glaber (naked mole-rat), 2189 nucleotides long. It is a transcript of the gene Pter, whose product is annotated as phosphotriesterase related. Lineage: Eukaryota; Metazoa; Chordata; Mammalia; Rodentia; Bathyergidae. Gene Ontology annotation, biological process: catabolic process. Gene Ontology annotation, molecular function: zinc ion binding; hydrolase activity, acting on ester bonds. The record is from RefSeq and is a predicted model, not a curated record.